GUGUUUACAAAUGCAGCGCUAACAGGUUGCAGAACGAUUUCUGGACGGGACCCUGGUAGUGAAGCGCUUGUCCAAAGACGGUCAAGGGAUCAGACACAACAGCGCAGAGUGAAGACGAGCCCAGUGUUAGGAGAUGACGACCAACUCUUCAGCCAGUGGCGAUAGGGAGUCUCCAGUGCUAAGCCCAAGGGAGGCAGGCGAGCCCUUCACUUAUACACCGUCUGUAAGGCCAAAGAAAAGGUCUGCAAAAAAUGGGCAAAGAAAGAAGAAGAAGGAUGAAAGUAAUGGACCACCCUGUCGGCCAGAAUUUAUCUCCAGGGAAGUUGGGAGUGACGGAGGUGUUAUCGAAACCACCUGUAAGGAUGUUGUUCUUCACAUCCCUCGCAAUCACUCAUCAGAGAAGGGAGUGCAAAAUGUGACUGUUACCGUGACAACGGAUCGUCCACCAGAAGCACAGGGCCCCCAGAAGGUGGCAGUUGCACCCCUGGUGAAAGUAGAGCUUAGUGAAGCAAAGAAAGUGGAAAAGAACAUUGUUGUGGACAUAGAGAUGGAUACAAGGAUCAAAGAUGAAGAGAACUCCACCCAUAUCGCGUGCCUCCGAAGCAGCUCACCUGCCAGUGGUUUUGAGGAAGUAGACCGUCGACUGUACCGCAUGUUGCCAGGCAACAUCAUCCGACUGCUUCUGCAACGGCCCCUGCAGGAAAACUUCAUCAUGGUGGUAGCAAAGACAGUGAAGGAAUAUGUCUGGGACACACUGGAACGAAAAGUGACUUUUGCAGUGUUUGGUCCAUGGGUUCUCCAAACGUCCAUGGUCCCUGUCCUAUUCUAUUCCAGCCAUGGCCGUCGUGGACUUCUGGCAUGGUACGACUCCUUGAAGGAGAGAAUGGGGUCUUCAAGUCAGGCAGAAGGCCAUGUACAGUGGGGAGAAAGCUAUGACUUGUACGUGGACAAACCACAGAAACUUGAGGUUAUGGCAUCACUCGAAAAAACAUCUUGCUGGACAGUUAAAGAUGAAAACGAACAGAAGAUCAUAUCCAAGGAAGCAGUUGAGAAAAGGUGGAAUGGCAAGCAUGGGUUUGUGGUGUCCAAGAAGAGUGGCAAGAAGACCGACCCAUUUGCCCUCACCUUAAACGUAAAGCCUGAGGAGAAAAGCAGGCCCUUUGUCUUCCAUGUUGCCACCCCGGCCGGUCCCCCCGACAGUGCCCCAACAAGCCCACGGCUAAAGCGUCGAAGAAGAGGUACACCUCAGAGGAAGUUAACUGCCUGUCAAAAUGCAAUGGCUCCCUCCGUCAUAAUCUGUGAUGUUGUUAAGGCCAAAGUGACCCGACGCAGAAGCCAGUGGUAUCAACUGGACUAUGAUAAAGGACAGCUGAUUCCGGUCUUGACCAACCAGGGGGUCUUUGGACAUAGCGAGAAGGUACUGAAAGAGUAUUGGGUAGGGUAUACCGAUGGAAGAGUUGGCUUCUUCCGAAGAGAUGAUGUGGAAAUUGUGGAGGGGUUCCGCCGCGAGGUCUGUCCAACCAAGGACGGCCUUCUCCGCUCCCUUUUAGAGCCUUGUCGCCAUCUCAAGUUCAACUACAACUUCAUCCGACAGGAGGUGGUGAGCAACCUUGUGAAGUGGCCCAGGUUUGCGAGGCAGGUUGGCUUCAAUGAGGCUGACAUCGAAGACAUCAAAGUCAGGCAUCGCGAUGACAGCAAAGAGCAGGUGGCUGCAAUGAUGGAAGACCUUCGCCAGCGCACCGGGGAGGGUAAACCUGAGCUACUGAUGACUGUCAUGGAGGGACUCUUCCGCUGUGGGAUUCCUUACAAGAAAGUCGACUGUCCUCACCUGGCACUCAAGAUUCUGCUGGAUUCCGUACUGUACACGGUGGCCCUCAGCACGCAUCCAAACUACAUGAAGCUUGGAGCUGAGCUUGGGUACAACAUCAUCCAUCUGAUGAGGAUCAACAAGCAGUGCAAAGGAGCGAGCAGACCUGAAAAAGCGUGCCAGCCGGAGUACACCAUCCUGCAGGAGUGGCAGGCGCAGAAGUGGAGCGGGAAGAGACAGGACCCGGUGGACAUGCUGCAGUGGCUGCACAUCGUGGUGCAGGAGAUGGGGGGCGAGGGGAACCCCAACCAGGAGUUCCGACACAUCCAGGGAGUCAUCCUCUUCCUGCUCUGCUACAAGAGGAUCCCGUUGUGAUGGUACUGGUACUGUCAGACAUUUGUUCACUCCAUUUUGUGGACCAACAUCACAGUUGGGGAGGGUACCAGUACAGAAAAUUCAGGUACAUGUACAGUCUAGGUCCAGAGGAUCAGGUCUAGCUCUAGACCUGAACCUGAUUGUGCAAACUUGUGAAUGGGCAGUACUAAAAAAAGUUUAAAAUCCUAUCUUCAUGUAAACAGCACUAUUGCCUCUGUUAACUUAGACGAAGUUUGACUGUAGAAACUUGUUAAAAAUGACUAUUAACUCCUCCCUACUUCAAUUUUGUUAUUUCUAGGGCCAGUAAGCCCCCAAACAUGUGAAUGCCUGCUGGUAUAAUGUGUUCAUUUUCGAAUUGGUUUAUAUGAAGCCUCAUAUAAACUGAUGUUCUUGAAAUGUACAAUGAAGUCUUAUGUCACAUAUAUCAUUUUGAGGACCAUGCUCCUCUCUAAUCUAUGCAGAAACAUAUUUAUUUUAUUCAACUUUUUAUCUAUCUUUUUUUCCAAAUCCAGUGUUUUUCCACCGUCUUCAAGUCAUUCCAGAAGUGUUCUCUUUAAAAGAUAUGAGCAAGUUCAUACCACAGACUUUCUGAUGCACAUGCAAUGCAAAAAUAAAUGUGAGUGUAAUAGCAACAUCAAAUGCAAUUUGAAGCUUCAUCAAAAGUCAACCAUGAUAAUGUUAGGCCUUAAUAAUAGCUAAUAGCUAUAGUUGGGCAGCCUUGGCUGUUUGUACAGCUUGACAAAUAAAUGUAUAAUGCUAUAGAUGAUAAUGUCUGAAAAACAUCACAGUAUUUGCUUUAAGUGAAAACAUACCGGUAACAGGGUUUCUGUGAUGCUUUCUAUGACAGGUGUCUGUUUUGAAGACACAGAACCAAGGGCUUCUUUGUUAACUUUGCUGGAUGAAAGACUUUGAACUUUGUACAUAUUCAGGGAUGCUUCAGGUUCUAUUAAGUAACUACCGAUAGCCACUCUUUUGAUUUUGAAAGUGGCAUUUUGCAUUAAUGUUUGUAUAUUUUGUGAAUUACUUAUUUCAAUAUAUGUACAUGUGGGUAUAACUAUGUAUAGGGGAAUUGUAAGGUAAAUAAUAUCAUUUAGAAUAUUAUUAGAAAAAACUAAUUAAAUGAAAAAAUGAAAUGUAGCCAGUAGACAGCUGUAGAAAAAAAGGGUUUUCUACCAGUCAUUUUGACCACUCAUUUUGAUACAUUUUAUACAGGUAACAAUUGGUGACGAUUUGUGAAUUUUGCUAACAUUUUGUAAAUUUUUGGCACAAUGCUUGUGAUAAUACUGCACUUGUCCAUCCAGUCAGGUAACAACAUAAAUAAAAUUGUACCUAGAAGGGAAGUAAAAUGAAUGAAAUGAUGCCAGUACUAGUAGCUAAGUCAUAUGGUUACAGGGUAUGGGUGGGCAAGAUGUUUGCACCAGUAUGAACGUAAGAAUAAGAUAGGAAAAAUGUAAGAAUAAUGUUGAGUGUAUGUACUGCAUUCUUGACUGUCUCUUUUAGGUCAAUUUUUAGGUGCAUUUGCCUGGAUGCCAGAUCCAUCCACUAGACGAUACUAACCAAUGUUUAUUGUAAUCCUUUUAAUAAAGGUUAAUUAGGUAUCUCUUUUUCUGUCUCUCUCUCUCUCUCUCUCUAGGUAUGUUUGUCUGUAUUUAUGUUACCAGCGCAAGCUGUCUGGGCUGACCUGGUGUAAUGAAUUGUUUUCAUUGUUAAUAAAUACAAAAGAUUACUCAAAGAUUGGGAGCAUCAAGCCACAGGCCAUUGUUCAAGUGCUUGAAAUGAGGUUACAUUGCUGGCAAAAUGGUUCAAUCUACAAUUGUAUCGGUACAAAGUUCUGGAGCUCGUGCAAGUGUUUGUUUCUGUUUCUUUCACAUAACUGGUAAACAGUCUUUAGGCAUAGCACACCAGUUUUGAA
This is a messenger RNA of Branchiostoma floridae (Florida lancelet), 4094 nucleotides long. Its product is annotated as SH3 domain-binding protein 4-like. Gene Ontology annotation, biological process: signal transduction. Gene Ontology annotation, cellular component: cytoplasm. Gene Ontology annotation, molecular function: protein binding. NCBI's taxonomy places the organism in Eukaryota, Metazoa, Chordata, Leptocardii, Amphioxiformes, Branchiostomatidae. Bases 134 to 2182 code for a protein of 682 amino acids. The record is from RefSeq and is a predicted model, not a curated record. The transcript is spliced from 3 exons.